CCUGUGCCUUUUGUGCUCUUUAUUUCCAACUUUCCAUCAAGGGAGGAUGGCAGCAGCAGUUCAGCAAGCUAAGAGAAUUCAGCUCUUCUGUGUAGCCAUUUAACAGCUAUGAGACCCCUCAGCCGGACUCUUCUGGACUGUGUACUGAUAUGGAUGAAGACUAUUGUAUUAAUCAGUGGUACAGAAAACAUUGGGGAAUAUAUUGGAUCAAACAUUCAGAUAGCUUGGAUGCCUAAUCUGGAUGACUUAAUGAAAGGAUAUGCAAGGAAUUUUCGACCUGGAAUUGGAGGACCACCUGUGAAUGUUGCAGUGGACAUUGAAGUAACUAAUAUUGACCAUAUCUCGGAAGUCAACAUGGAAUACACAAUAACAGUCUACUUGCGUCAGAGUUGGAAGGAUGAAAGACUUUCUUAUAACCACACCAACAAAACUCUUGGCUUGGAUAGUCGAUUUGUAGAGAUACUUUGGCUUCCAGAUACCUUUAUUGUGAAUGCCAAAUAUGCCUGGUUUCAUGAUGUAACUGCGGAAAACAAGCUAAUCCGCCUGCAGCCAGAUGGGGUCAUCUUAUAUAGCAGCAGAAUCACUUCAAUAAUCUCCUGUGACAUGGACCUUACAAAGUAUCCAAUGGAUGAACAGGAAUGCAUGCUGGAGCUUGAGAGCUAUGGAUAUUCAUCAGAAGACAUUCUGUACAGCUGGUCAGAAACCCAGGAUCAGAUCCAUGGGCUGGAUAAGCUUGAGUUGCCACAGUUCACCAUUACAAAUUACAGAUUUACAGAAGAGGUGAUGAACUUCAAAUCAGCUGGUCAUUUUCCCAGGCUAUGUCUUCAUUUGGAGUUGAAAAGGAAUCGGGGAGUUUACAUAAUACAAUCAUAUGUACCAUCAAUCCUUCUGGUGGCAAUGUCAUGGGUGUCAUUCUGGAUCAGCCAGUCAGCUGUCCCUGCAAGGGUAUCACUGGGUAUUACCACAGUACUCACAAUGACCACUUUAAUGGUCAGUGCUCGAUCGUCAUUGCCUCGAGCGUCUGCUAUAAAAGCCUUGGAUGUCUACUUUCUCAUCUGCUACGUGUUUGUGUUUGCAGCCUUGGUGGAAUAUGCUUUUGCACACUUCAAUGCAGAUUAUAUGAAGAAUCAAGGGGUGAAAUCCAAAAUCAGGAAGCGGGUCAGACAGGUAAAUGUAAAAGAAGGAAAACAUUCUAUUGUGAUGUUUCCCCUUUCAGUAUUGGGAAUAAAUCUGGGGACAUCUGUUAAAGAAAGAGACAAGCGUGAAUCCUACAAUAGAGACCAAUCAGAAAACACAGAUACGCGACAAAAGAUCCCUCUGGAAUCUGCACAUGAGAAGAAAGUUAAUCUAAAGUCGUUCUUGAAGCCAAUAGAUGCUGAUACUAUUGAUGUUUAUUCUAGGGUGGUUUUCCCUGUCGCAUUUUUAGCUGUAAACCUAAUCUACUGGGUAGCGUACACAAAAUAAAUUAAAAAAGAAAAGCAUUAAAUUAUGUCUGAGAGAUCAAAAGGAAUUCUAAGCCUUUCUAGGAAAUUAUCAAAUAAACACUGCAAAUUUGAAUUUGAAAUGCUAAGAAUAAUUAUAGUAUAAUAUAAUAUUGACAACAAUGCACAAAGUGUAAAUGCAGCAGAACUGUCGUGUCAUGCAGUGCUAUAUUGCACUGGGCUUGUCUCUCCUUCAAAUACAGAAAUGCAGGGAACGUCCCUUGGAGAAGUAUAUCAAAAAUGUCACUAGGGAUCUCACAGUGCUGGAGGAUUAUUCUCAAACACUGGUUUUCAAACCUGUCCUCAAGCUUCCCCAACAGGCCAGGUUUUCAGGAUUUACCUACGAUGAGAGCAGGUAAAAUAACCAUGGUUACUAAUCAGCUGAUUAUUUCACCUGUGCUCCAGUUCAAAUAUCCUCAAAAUGUGGCAUGAGGACAGGUUUGAAAAACAGUGUUCUAGAAUAUCUCACCUGAGUAGAGAGGUUUGGAAUAUCAGGGCCACAGGCUGAUAGUCACAACUCUCACAGAAAAAGUUGGUGUAUUCAGCACUGAAAUAUGCAUUUUCCAACAACAACAAAAAACACUUUUAAUAAAUUUAGAUGGAACGGAUAAAAUAUUUUUUAGUACAAUGUCCAUUUAAUAAUAAGUAGCCUUGCAAUUCUUGCAUGAUAAAAUUGAAUUCCAAUUUCAGUGUAUUUAUGAAUGCAUUGGUGCAUUUCCAUGACAAUGCUAUGUAAAACUAAACAGCUAAUGGGAAUUCUUGGAACAGAAAUAAUAUUAACCCCUUAAUGACCACAAUGUUCCCUGUAUGUCACUGGUCGUUAAGGUUUUUUUCAGGACAUAAUAGCACAAGUCUAGCAAGAACACGCUAUUAAUGCCCUCCCUCCAGCAGGCUUUGUGGAAUAGAGCAGUCUCAAUGCUGGUGGCAAGACCGCGCUAUAAAACAAUCAAGUCCCAAAAAAAGGCCAGCGACAUACAGGGUACGUCGCUGGUCCUUAAGGGGUUAAUAUUUUCUGUAUCAAAUAGAAGGAACAAAUUCUAGUUUAUAUAGUAAUUUGUGCAUAUUGCAUGACUUAAACAGGUGAUUUGGAGUUUUUUCUUUUCUUUAACUGAACUGUAAAAUAUAAGUAAUUAAAAUGACAUGAAGUUGAAAAUUAACUCUUCUAUCAAAAGCUUUUUUUAUAUAUUAAAGGGGCAUUGAAAACUUU
Messenger RNA from Bombina bombina (fire-bellied toad), 2688 nucleotides. RefSeq names its product gamma-aminobutyric acid type A receptor subunit delta (gene GABRD). Lineage: Eukaryota; Metazoa; Chordata; Amphibia; Anura; Bombinatoridae. The transcript has 9 exons. Bases 109 to 1464 code for a protein of 451 amino acids. Gene Ontology annotation, cellular component: neuron projection; synapse; membrane. Gene Ontology annotation, molecular function: GABA-A receptor activity; extracellular ligand-gated monoatomic ion channel activity; neurotransmitter receptor activity. The record is from RefSeq and is a predicted model, not a curated record. Gene Ontology annotation, biological process: chemical synaptic transmission; monoatomic ion transmembrane transport; regulation of membrane potential.